Paramuricea clavata is the source of this 618-nucleotide messenger RNA. Lineage: Eukaryota; Metazoa; Cnidaria; Anthozoa; Malacalcyonacea; Plexauridae. The record is from the annotation of a GenBank genome assembly.
UGUCCCACGAGAAUUACUAGUACAACAGCAUCACUACUGGAUGUUAUCCUCACUUAUUAUGGUGAUGAUAAAAUAUUAGAUACAGAAGUAAUACACCUUGGUAUCAGUGAUCAUAGUCUUGUUUAUCUGUGUCGAAAGCUCAGCAUUCCUAAGGCGCCACCAAAAACUGUCUUUACUAAACAUUAUCAAAAUUAUAAUGUUAACCAGUUUAACAACGAUCUAAGUGAGGUUUUUAGUUUGCCCUUGGAUUCAGCUAUUUUAACUGACCCAAAUGCCUUAUGGAACGAUUUUAAAAAUAAGUUUUUGAGCGUCGCAGAUAAACAUGCACCAAUCAGACAACGUCGUGUCAAGAGUAAAUAUAAACCGUGGCUGACAAAUGAAAUUAAGCAAAUGAGCUAUCGUAGGGAUUACCUUAAAAAGCAAUCGAUUAAAUUAAGAUCUGCGUAUUAUGAUAAGGCUUACAAGAGAUGUAAAAACAAGUUAAAUAAUCUCAUAAAAGAAACUAAACAAGAAUACUUUGGAGAUAAACUAAGCAAUGCUAAAAAUAGCAAAGAAAGUUGGCGAACUAUUAACGAAUUAUUAAACAAAAGCCUAAAACUUCAGAGGUUAAAGAACUAG